Molecule: messenger RNA, 792 nt
Organism: Pistacia vera
Lineage: Eukaryota; Viridiplantae; Streptophyta; Magnoliopsida; Sapindales; Anacardiaceae
Product: eukaryotic translation initiation factor 6-2-like
Exons: 3
Coding region: 107-541 (144 amino acids)
Biological process (GO): ribosomal subunit export from nucleus; maturation of LSU-rRNA; maturation of 5.8S rRNA
Cellular component (GO): cytosol; nucleolus; preribosome, large subunit precursor
Molecular function (GO): ribosomal large subunit binding
Source: RefSeq, a predicted model, not a curated record
GGAAUGGCGUUGGAAAAACAACUUAUUGCUUCUAUUGACAAAUCCUCAUAACUGUUAGGUCCCAUGCGAAGUUGGAUGGUAGGGAGAAGAAGAAAUUUAGUUGCCAAUGAAGUUGGCUUUCUUGUUUGAGAAGUUUAAAAAUUUCCGCUUCUAUAUUUGUGUGCAGCUAAAGGAAACUGAGGAAAUGAUUGCAGAUGUUCUUGGAGUAGAAGUGUUCAGGCAGACAAUUGCUGGUAACAUCCUUGUGGGUAGUUACUGUACCUUCUCUAAUAGAGGUGGCUUGGUUCACCCACAUACAUCCAUCGAAGACUUAGAUGAACUUUCAACACUCCUUCAAGUACCUUUGGUGGCUGGGACAGUGAACCGUGGAAGUGAAGUGAUCGCUGCUGGGUUGACUGUUAAUGACUGGACAGCAUUCUGUGGGUCAGACACCACAGCAACUGAACUCUCAGUUAUUGAGAGUGUUUUCAAGUUGAGGGAAGCUCAACCUAGUGCCAUUGUGGACGAGAUGAGGAAAUCAUUAAUUGACACCUAUGUCUAAGACUCUUAUACUUUCAUCACAGUCUUGUCCGAGUCUUUAUUUGUUUUUAUAAAGUUGAAUGAGUUAAAGACUUUAUUUAUUUGAUAAUAUCUCUUUUAUGCAAGAAUGUUGUAUAUCUUUAAGAAGCAUCUAAUUUUGGGCUGUCACCAUGAGGAGAUGUAUAUUUUCCCUUUGUUAUGCCUGUUAUACUUUGUUUUGUUGUGUAACUUGUGUUGGUUGAAAGUUGUAAUUUCUUCAGUGGCACUGGACAA